AUGGCUUAUGACUUAAAGCAAGAAGAAGAAGUGAAGGAGUACAUAGAAAAUCUCGGCAUUGAAUAUCGGUUCGGGUGUUAUAAAGAGCAAAAGCCGGAAGUGUGUCAUCUUUUAGGAGAUUACUUAGAGGCUAUAAAAAAGGAUUUUGAUAAGGCAGCGAAAGUGUUUAAGAGCAAUUGUUUGGAUUAUAAAUUUGGGAAAUCAUGUCUGAAGAUUGGAAACUAUACGCUUGUGGGUCGAGGGAGGGAGAAAGGUGAUCAUGCAGAGGCAUUGAAGUACUUUGAAAAAGGAUGUGAAUAUGGAGAGCCUGGAGCGUGUCUCCACGCCGGUUUGCUGCUUACGGCCACAGGACCCGGCGUGACCAUACAACGGGACGUGCCCAAAGGUUACAACUACCUCAAGAAAAGCUGUGACCAGAAUGAUCCAAUGGCGUGCCACUACCUCUUCGGAAUGUACCUGACUGGUGUACCAAAGAAUGUAGCAGAAUUCAACCCUCACAAUCCGGAGAAAAACAAAAACAUAGAAUACUUAAUAAAAUCAGAUAAAAAACAAGCGUUCCAAUUCGCAAAGAAAGCGUGUGAACUCGGUCACAUGUAUGCCUGUGCAAAUAUCGGAAUAAUUGGCGGGUCAGGAUUCGAUGACCCUACCCUGUUCGAGAAUCAAGUUGAGAAGGAAGUGACGACACCGUUUGGCAACCCGUCAGAUGUGUUGAUUGAGGGGCAAAUCAAAGGGAUCCCUUGUGUGCUACUAGCUAGACAUGGAAGAAAACAUCAGUUUCAACCGAGUGAUGUCAACUACCGUGCAAACAUCUGGGCCCUAAAGCAGGUCGGGUGCACACACAUCCUGGCGACCACUGCCACCGGCUCGCUCGUCGAAGAGUACAAACCUGGCGACCUCGUCAUAUUGAACGAUUUUAUUGAUAGAACUUGGGGUCGUAAGUGCACGUUCUACGAUCGCACUGAAGGCGGUCCUAAAGGAGUAUGCCACUUACCAAUGCGGCCUGCCUUCUGUGAGCGUGCUAGGAACGCCAUGAUUGUCGCAGCUAGAGCCAGAGGGUAUAGGCAUCAUGAAACUGGCACUGCCGUCGUUAUACAGGGACCUAGAUUUUCGAGCAGAGCUGAGAGCCUGAUGCACCGACAAUGGGGCGGCCAUCUUGUCAACAUGACCACAGUCCCAGAGGUCGUACUUGCGAAGGAAGCAGGUCUAAGCUACGCUGCGGUUGCUCUAGUCACAGACUACGAUUGCUGGAGGGAGAAUGAAACAUCAGUGUCAGUAAGCGAGGUUCUAGCAAUGUUUGCUAAGAACGUGAAGAAGGCGGCUGACGUCAUCAUUGACGCAGUGCAAGUGCUCGCCGCUGAGACGGACCUCGAAUAUCUUGGUGCUCACAAAGAACUGGUUUCAUCUGCAAUUAUGCUGAAGGAAUAAGUGAAACAUGUACCUUAUAUACAGAGUUAUUUUCUA
This is a messenger RNA of Spodoptera exigua (beet armyworm), 1461 nucleotides long. The record is from the annotation of a GenBank genome assembly. NCBI's taxonomy places the organism in Eukaryota, Metazoa, Arthropoda, Insecta, Lepidoptera, Noctuidae.